GGUCAGAUGCAGGACGUCCAUUAAAGUUUUCACCACGACCACUGUAACAGCUAGGCAUUACAGGCAUCCGUCAUCACAAUGAGCGAAGUUUUGGACCCAGCUUUUUUCGUUAAUCACCAGUUUGCUGGCAAAAUACUCAUGGCGUGUAUUUCUCCACUUUUCCCUAUCAUCAUCGUCAGCAACGCACUGUUGAUUCUGAUAGUGUACAGAAAUCACCGCCUCCGUACACCGACGAAUGCCAUCGUUGCGAGUCUUGCCUUUUCAAAUCUCGUGGAUGCCCUUAUUGGACUUCCGCUUUAUACAUACGGAGUUGUAUUCAAGAUAGAAGAAGCAUGCACAGCUGAUGGAGAUACUUUGUAUCAUUUACCCCUGCAAAUAACUGCAGGUGUUUCGUUUUUGCACAUUGUAGCGUUGACUGCUGAUCGAUGCAUAGCUGUUACAAAACCGUUACGCUAUGUUCAGAUAGUGACGCUUAAACGCAUUGCAAUCGUAUUGGGAUCUUUCUGGAUUCUUAGUGCGUUGCUUAACAACGUUCGAUUUAUUGACUUAUUCAAAGACCUUCAAACAAACACAACGAUCCCGGAUCACAAUACAACAAUAUGCGGAAUGCCCUAUUCUGGAUCAACGACUUUAACCUUCGGAUGGAUAGUUUUAUGUGUAAUCGUGGUCUUGAUGGUCGUGUUACCUGUUACCAAUAUUUCAUUACUUCGAAUCGCGAUGAAGCAAGCGAGAAAAAUUGCGAUUCAGAGAGAGGUGAUGCGUGUCCAGCAAAAUCAACCACCUCCUCAAGAUGACCGGUUGAAAGCAUUUAAAACGAUUUUACUUAUCGUGUCACUCUUCAUCAUCUUCUCGUUUCCCUUUCCUCUGUAUCUCGUUUUGCGGCUUACAACGUACGUGUCACCUCUAACAUUCAUGGUGUUUACUCAUUUCUUUCUUGUUUGGCAUAUGAUCGGUUUGAUUGUUCACCCCUUACUAUAUGGUUUCAGGGAUCGGGCUUUUCGAAUAGGCUUUCAAAAUAUCUUGCGUCAAUGUAGGGCAACGCAGCAUCAUGGAUUCUGUCAGGUACCAGGAUAUUCUUGCGAAGAAUGUCAACCCAUCUGUAAAGAAGUUGAAGCUUGGACGUCAUUGGACAUUCCAGCAGGACAACGACCCCAAGCACAGCUCCAAAUCUACAAAGGCUUGGCUGGAAAAGUUAAAGGAUGGAAGAUCCUUCAUUGGCCAUCACAGCCUCCAGACCUAAACCCUAUCGAGAACUUGUGGUGGGAUAUGAAGAAAGCUGUUGCAGCACGUAGACCUACCAGCAUCGCUGACCUUGAGACCAUUGCGCAAGAGGAUUGGGCCAAAGUCCACAAGGAGCAAUGUGAGAAGCUUGUAAAAGGUUAUUCAUCUCGUCUGCAGGAGGUCAUUGCAACAAAUGGAUUCCGCACAAAGUACUAA
This is a messenger RNA of Lytechinus variegatus (green sea urchin), 1437 nucleotides long. RefSeq names its product neuromedin-U receptor 2-like. Gene Ontology annotation, biological process: G protein-coupled receptor signaling pathway. The record is from RefSeq and is a predicted model, not a curated record. NCBI's taxonomy places the organism in Eukaryota, Metazoa, Echinodermata, Echinoidea, Temnopleuroida, Toxopneustidae. The transcript has 2 exons. Bases 79 to 1437 code for a protein of 452 amino acids. Gene Ontology annotation, molecular function: nucleic acid binding; trace-amine receptor activity. Gene Ontology annotation, cellular component: membrane.